GCGCGCGCGGGGCUCCUCAAGCUCCGGGAUGGAGGGUCAAGGCGGUGGUGGGUCCGUCUCCAACGUGGAGCUCUGUAACUUGGCCUACGCGGGGCGCCUGGAGGAGCUCAAGGAGCGGCUGGCCGCCAACCGGGGCCUGGCGACGCGCGCCGAUCAGGACAAUAGGACAGCUCUACAUUGGGCAUGUUCAGCUGGACAUUCAGAUAUUGUUGACUUUUUGCUAAGCCUGGGAGCACCUGUUAAUGACAAGGAUGAUGCUGGCUGGACCCCUUUGCAUAUUGCUGCGUCAGCUGGCCGAGAUGAAAUUGUGAAAGCUCUCCUUCAGAAAGGAGCUCAGGUGAAUGCCACCAACCAGAAUGGGUGCACCCCUCUGCAUUACGCCGCAUCGAAGAAUAAGCAGGAGAUUGCACUGAUGCUGCUCGAGAGCAAAGCUGAUCCAGAUGCAAAGGAUCACCUGGCCUCGACGCCGUUACACAGAGCAGCAUCCAAAGGAAACCUGAAAAUGAUACAGAUCCUUCUGAAGCACAAAGCUUCAGUCAAUUUGCAGGACUCUGAAGGAAACACAGCUCUCCAUUUAGCUUGCGAUGAAGAGAGAGUGGACGAAGCAAAACUCCUGGUGGCCCAUGGUGCGAGUAUCUAUAUUGAGAACCAAGAAGAAAAAACCCCAUUGCAAGUUGCCAAAGGAGGGCUGGGAUCUAUCCUAAGAAGGCUGGUUGAGGGGUAGCUGCAUUGGGCAACGUGAAUUCCAUUCUUGAUAAAGCUAUUGAAGACUGUUCGUAGAGGGGUU
Messenger RNA from Candoia aspera, 787 nucleotides. RefSeq names its product proteasome 26S subunit, non-ATPase 10 (gene PSMD10). Bases 29 to 724 code for a protein of 231 amino acids. Lineage: Eukaryota; Metazoa; Chordata; Lepidosauria; Squamata; Candoiidae. The transcript has 5 exons. The record is from RefSeq and is a predicted model, not a curated record. Gene Ontology annotation, molecular function: protein binding.